CGUUAUCGCUAUCUUGCGGGCCUGCGACGCGCUCCAGCGCGUCAAGAUUGGCACGCCCGGUGUGAAUUACAGCUGCUUGCCAGUGGUUGCCAGCAUGGGAGAGAGCAAAAGGUGUGCUUGGGAAGAAGACAACAAUGGAUCAAGGUCGAAUUUCCCAGCCGAUUUGUGAGCCACCCAACUCUUAGCAGUCGCUCCUCCAACCUUUUCUCCCCUUCCCCCCAUACUUGCAAUUUCGACCUUUCGUUCGACCUUUCGACUGAGGAGUCGCCCGUUGUGUUCUUCUUUUUCUUUCCCAGAGAAGCGACCAAGGACAGCAAAGUAGCUACCUGGCUUGGAGCAAGCCCGGCGAUACACUCCUUUUCCUCUCCUCUUUUCUAUUCUCCUCUCUCCUUCAAGAGCGGCGCCAUGGCUGCGCCUAUUCGCCCCGUCCUGGCCGCCCUGUGGGAUGCCACCGCGGACUACGAUGAGCGGGACGUUGCGAUGAGGGACGGCAUCACCAAGGCUCACGGCCUGAUGGACUCUCACGAAUACUCCGAGGCUCUUCACGUCAUCUUCGAAACCGUGAGCCUCUGCCCGUGCAUGGCCCCGAGCGAUUCUGCUGCUGCCACCAGCAAUGGAAUGGCUCGCCACGGCAAAGACAAAGCGUGCCACAUCUCCCAGUUCAUCGCUGCCCUGCAGAGCGAGGACCCAGAGCACCCAAAGGCCUUGUGCCAACUGGCUAGCCAGCCCUGUUCGUGCGGUUAUUCUUGGCCGUCUUGCCCCCGUAUACUCCACGCCGUGGCUCUCGAUGCGCUCGCCGAAUGCCUCAACAAGGCCGACCAGCAUGUCAACGCUCUCUCGACCGCUCUUGGAACCAUCCGUCUCGACCCCGCCUGCGCCGUUGGCUACUGCCGCGCUGCUCGCAUCAUACAUCAGCUGCUGAUCGCGCCCGAGCAUUCGCCUGCCGCCCGCGCCAUGUCCGGCCUCCUCAAAGUUGCGAGCCUGCCCUCCGCCGAUGCGCUCCGGGAGCUCCUCCGCUCUCUCGUGAGGACUGGCCUCUACAACACGUCGCGCUCCCGCACCCGUCCCAGAGGCCCUUACUAUUUCAUCCUCCAGGACAUAGCCCACCGGCUCAAGAUUAAGGAGGCUCGGAGAGACCCCGUCGAAUGGUUUCCAGCCGAAGUGCUGACCCUUAUAUUCUCGCAUCUUGACAUCACGAGUCUCAUCAAAUGCCUCUCUGUCAGCAAGCGAUGGAACCAGCUGGUGCGGCGCGAUUCAGUGCUCUGGGAAGACCUGAGACUCAACCGCCCGAGAAAUCCCGGUCGCUUCCUGGCCAAGUUCCUGCAGCAGCAUCAGGAGAUUAGGACCUUUGUGGUCUACGAGUCCUCUUCGUUCUCACUGAACGGCUCCAAGAUCAGCACGAUAUUCUACGGCCUGCCCAGACUGCAGAGGCUGUACCUCACCGCCCUGCCCCGACCCUCGGAGCUGCCCGGGCUUGACUUCCAGUUGAGGCAGGCGCCUGGCGCGAGCCUUACUCAGCUCACCCUCGUCUACUUUUACAAUCAGCGCCCUGUCAAGAAGCUCCUCGAUCUCACCUGCAACACUCUUGAAGUGCUUGAUCUCGUCGGCACGGAUUUCGAGGUGAACAACACGCUCGGUUCCGUCUUUCUCCCAAGACUGAGGAAGCUCCGCGUUACCCUGGGACACCUGACCAAGAGCCACCACCAAAGGGGGGUUAUUGAAAUGAAACCCAUCGUGAAGGCCACACCAAGACUGGAACAAUUCUUCCUUGACGGGUUUACCAUCCAGUGGUUUGCAGAGGACGACGACGAGUUGCUUCGCUUGAACGAGGAUGAUGCAGCCGCAACCUGCAAAGACGACCUCUGGCCCUCCCUCAACACGCUCGUGCUCGGUCCGCGCGUGCUCCUCUCAGUUAAUGGAAUCUUUGCCGCUUAUAAAGAAUUUAGCGCCCUACCUCCAUUGACCAGCAACAUGCGAUCCAUAGAGAUCCUCUGCCAUGACCCUGCGGUUGCGCACAACGUCUUGUUCGCCGUAGAUUCGGCGCCGCACCCCGACAACCCCGAUGGCCCACUCCCUGUCACACCCAUGCCCAACCUGGAGGUGUUUCGCUGCACGACGCAACUUCUCACGCGCAGCGGCCUGCGGCAGAUUCUGGAACCAGCGGCAAAGUCGGGCGCCUUGAAGGUUCUCGAGUUGGCCGCCGAGCCGUUUCUGUUGUUCCCCGAUGAGGAAGGCGGGGGGCACGAACGUGUGCCUUUUCAACCCAAGGUGCACCUCGACUACGUCGUCUCCCCCAACCUCCACACCCUGGGCCUCCGCGACUUCAACUGCCUCCGCUACCCAGACGACCCCUGGAACCCCCCCGACCUCUUCGACGGCCAGCCCUUCAUCGACUGGCUGGACUCUUUCCCCAGCCUGCACACCGUGGCCGUGUACCCGGGCCCGUGGGCUGGCGUCGACGAGUUCAUCAUGAAGCUGAUCAAGCACCCCCGCGUCCAAGUCAUUCAUCAGGACGUGCUGCGCGGCGUCGCCUGGGACAGGGCCGUCCAGCUGGCCGAGACAGUUGAGGUCCAGUUGAACCACACACCGCGCUACAUGCCUGCCGGGUGGCCCCUCAUUGAGGACUGAUCGGGCUCCCGGCGCAGCGAGAGCGGCGCGGCAGCUGGAGUGUGGAUGCUUCCCGCGUUGUUAACGGGGAAGAAAACAUGA
Molecule: messenger RNA, 2709 nt
Organism: Thermothielavioides terrestris NRRL 8126
Lineage: Eukaryota; Fungi; Ascomycota; Sordariomycetes; Sordariales; Chaetomiaceae
Exons: 6
Coding region: 406-2628 (740 amino acids)
Molecular function (GO): protein binding
Source: RefSeq, a predicted model, not a curated record